Paramuricea clavata is the source of this 2515-nucleotide messenger RNA. Lineage: Eukaryota; Metazoa; Cnidaria; Anthozoa; Malacalcyonacea; Plexauridae. The record is from the annotation of a GenBank genome assembly.
AUGGAAAAACAGGAAUUGGAAUCCAAAUUGCAAUCAUCAAAUAUUUCUUGGUUUUGUUCCCCAGGUAGCCCUAGUAUAUUGAUAAAGACGUCCAGCGGUGACAUAAAGGCACAGGAAGGUGAUCUUGUCAACCUGCUGUGUUCUGCUCAAGGUGAACCUUCAGCUGGGGGGAAACCAGAAACCACUGGAAAGUUUUAUGGAAAAGGACAAGCCCCAUCGCAGUUCUUUACUUGUAACAGUGAAAGAUCAAACAAGUUUCGGAAAAUAUACAGCAUUUGUCAUAUUCGAGAUCGGUUUGGAAGCACUACUCGCACAAUUUGGGUCCAAAAACUAAAAGAUGCAGGUAAUCUCGCUUUCUUAAUUUUAUUGUAAUAAUUUAAUUUCUUUUUCAAAAAUUGUUUAAUACAUCGUUCUGUAAUCUUUUUAAUCACUUGGCCACCUCCCUUCUCAGGCACGGACGAAAAAUAUCUUGUUGGAAUUGUAGUAUUAGCAAUUCUCCUCACGAUUUUACUCGUUAUCCUUGGACCUUGCUUAUAUUUAAUCUACCCUGCCUACUAAUAUGCGCAUAUCGAGCUCCUAAACAACCUGUCGAGCCUUUCAUUGAUUAUCUUGACGAUAUCACGCGCGAAGCUCUAUCAGAUUAGAUAAACAGAUAAUUAUAAUGGGUGACUUCAAUUGUGACUGCCUUGACGAAUCUGCUCCACAAACUACAAACCUAACACAACUGAUACCUGAACCGACAAGAUCAACUGCCUCCUCCGAAUCACUUAUCGAUCUGUUGAUAACAUCCUCUACCCAACUUUUCAGGUCAACAGCUCCGAAACGCUAUAAGUAAUAUAUGGGAUACGAUGAACAUGCUUGACGACCCUAACGACAAGCUAUUCAUUUGGGAGAAACUUUUUACGCCAGUCAUGGAUAUUUAUUUAUUUAGCUUUGCCAACUAGGGCAGGGUCACCACUGUGAGCCAAUGCCAAUUACUGUGAGCCCUUUUACCUAACCCACCCUGUGAACUUUCCCUGUGUGAGGAAACCGGAGUACCCAGAGGAAACCCACGACUUUCAGCACAGCGUUGACUUUUACUCUUUUUACAUGAGGACUGGGUUCGAAUCGCAUUGAGAAAGUUCUCACUGAGAUUUGAACCUGCGACCUUGGAGGUGAAGGGUCGGCACGAAGCUCUAGGAAGAUGUUCUGUGAUUGGUUGAUUAUGACAAUGACAAAAGAAUAAGCUAUAGAAUGGACUUUCUAAAGAACGAAGCAAGAACAAUAUUCCUUUUGUUUUUGUAAACCAAUUACGUCUUUUGUCCUUGUCUUAAUCAACUAGUCACAGAACAUCUUCUUAGAGCUUCGUGUUUAUACUGGGGGGUGAAAGGCAAGUGCGCUAACCACUUCGCCACCGAAGCCCCAUUUUCUUUCCCAUGAGACGUAAGUGAAUUAGGAAGAACUCGUAUCCGUGGAUAGACAGUAGUGUACUAGUUUUGAUGCGUAACAGAGACCAAGCUCGUAAAAAGGCUUUGAAAAACUAAAUCGGUCGAGGACUUUAACAUCUACAAAUGUGUCUUCGGAAUUGUGUCACAGGCGGGUUGCGUAAAGCCAAAUCUUCCGACUUUUUCCAACACACUGAAUUAGACGACUGCCGCGGUGAUCCAAAAGCCUUUUGGAAACUAAUGAAAAAAGUACUUCCACCGAAGAAUCGAACGACCAAAAUGGAUAAACUCGUUAUCCCUUAGCGAUUCUCUGAACUUACAUUUUACAUCGGUCGCUACAAAUCUCCUUUCUGCCAGAUCUCCCACAACGACGGCUUCUAAUUUCAACCUUGACUCCAAUUAUGAUCCACCAUCCCAGUUCCCCUCAUCAUUGGAAAGUUCCUCGUGAACCAAAUUCCAUUUCCGUCCAACAACUGAUGUUGAAAUCUCCAAUAUGUUGGCUAAUUUAAAUCCCAACAAAGCUACUGGGAAUGAUAACGUCCCGGCGAAGAUCCUUAAGAUAUCCUCGAACUGUAUUUCUCAAAGUCUGUCGUGCAUGUAUAGUCAAUAGUUCCUUGGAGACUGGAGUUUUUCCAAAUAGAUGGAAAAUUGCCAAAAUUUCAUCUAUUUUCAAGGGAAAUAUAGCUACAAAUCGAGAUAAUUACAGACCAAUAUCAAUUUUACCCUGCUUAUCCAAGAUAUGUGAAUCGUGUGUAAAUAACCAGAUGAAUGAACAUGACCAGGAAUUCCAAACUUUCUUCGAACCCAGUCAGUACGCGUACAAAAAACACAGCUCGACAUUGACAGCUUUAAUUCAAGUCAUAGAUUCCCUGCAGAAACUCACUGUAUGUGGCAUGGAUCAAAAACAAUAUUCACUCUUUAUCGAUUUGCGGAAGGCGUUCGAUAUUAUUGAUCAUCGUGUUCUUCUGGAGAGAUUAAGUAAAUAUGGGUUUGGGGAAACCGAGGCUAAUUGGAUCUGCUCAUAUCUAACUGACAGGCAACAAUAUGUCGUGUGCAAUGGUGUCCAAUCUCAACAGUUACCAAUAAAUUAA